CCCGCUCCUCCUGCGCUGAGCCGGCAGGCAGGCGGCUCCGGAGGAGACGGGACAAUGUACGCGGGGCGCAAGAGGAGGAAGCCGGUACAGAGGACAGUGAAGCCGCCGCCCCCAGAAGGUGUGAAGUCGAACCCCUCCAAGCGCCAUAGGGAUCGGCUGAACUCGGAGCUGGAGCGGCUGGCUAGCUUGUUGCCUUUCCCUGAGGAGGUCAUCUCUACCCUGGAUAAACUCUCCAUCCUGCGCCUCAGCGUCAGCUAUCUCAGGGCCAAGAAAUUCUUCAACAUUGCCUUGAAGAGCCACUGCUCCAAAGCUGGAGCCGAAAGGGAUGGCGACCAUGACGAUGGGAGGACCUUGGGGCUGGCUGACAGAAUCAUGCCAGAGGGUGAACUGCUAUUACAGGCUCUUAAUGGCUUUGUGCUGGUGGUGACAUCUGAAGGGAUGAUAUUUUAUUGCUCGCACACGAUUCAAGACUAUCUUGGAUUUCAUCAGACAGAUGUCAUGCACCAGAGUGUGUUCGAGCUGAUCCACACCGAGGACCAGCAGGAAUUCAGGCGCAACCUUCACUGGGCCCUUAACCCGCCUCCCACUCCUGAGAGCGAACCAUCGCCUGAUGGUGAAAAAAGUAUCAGCUCCUCCAUUACCACUUACAAGCCCGGCCAGCUGCCUCCUGAGAACUCCUCUUUCCUCGAAAGGAGCUUUGUGUGCCGAUUCCGCUGCCUCCUGGAUAAUUCAUCUGGGUUCCUGGCUUUAAACCUUCAGGGCAGGUUGAAAUUUCUCCACGGCCAGAAUAAAAGGUCUGAAAAUGGGUCCCCGCUGUCUCCCCAGCUGGCUCUCUUUGCCAUCUCCACUCCCUUGCAGCCCCCCUCCAUCCUGGAGGUCAGAACCAAACACAUGCUCUUCAGAACCAAGCACAAACUGGACUUCACCCCCAUGGCCUGUGAUGCCAAAGGGAAGAUCGUGCUGGGCUAUACAGAGGCAGAGCUGCGGGUGCGCGGCACUGGGUACCAGUUCAUUCAUGCCGCUGACAUGCUGCACUGUGCUGAGAAUCACGUCCGAAUGAUAAAAACGGGCGAGAGCGGCCUGACUGUGUUCCGUCUCCUGACAAAAGAAAAUCGAUGGAAAUGGGUCCAAGCCAACGCUAGACUCGUCUACAAGAAUGGCAAACCCGAUUACAUCAUCGCCACGCAAAGGCCACUUGUAGAUGAAGAAGGAGGGGAGCACCUUCGGAAGCGUUCUAUGCAUCUUCCUUUUACCUUUGCUACAGGAGAGGCACUAUUAUAUCAAAUGUCCUACCCGCUUCCUGGCAUACCUGACCCUUUCCACAGCAAAGGGAAAAACAACAGAUCCAAAAAGAAUUCUCAAAGUAAAGAGGGGAUGUCCCAGAAGGACAAAGUAGACCCAAACUCUCUCCUGGGAGCCAUGAUGAGGCAAGAUGAGGCUGUUUAUGUCUCCCACCCGGCUUCUACUUCCAAACAUUCCUUCAGCAGCAAUCUCUUCAGCCACCUGGGAGAAUCUGGCUUAUUUGGGACUGGAGAAGAGAACUGGAAUGCGGUUGCUAAUCCAUUGUCCUCUGGGGAAAAUGGUCCCAAGCAGAAGCUAGAUGAUUUAAGGCAUGGGGACCCACUGUUGACCACACUGGAUUCUCUCUCGAUUAGCAGUGAUGAAAACUGUUCAAAUAAUGAGCUGUUUAGUGCUUUGGAGGGUCUGGGGCUGAAUGCUGAGGAUCUGGAGCUCUUGCUGUUGGAUGAGAGGAUGGUGAGGGUAGAAAUGGACUUGGAUUAUAUUCCAUCUCUGAACGAUCUAUUAACAAAUAAUGAAAUCCUCUCCUAUAUUCAUGGUUCGCUUGUAAACAAAGGUGAGGAUGAGCCCACUGGGGAGCAGCAGGCCUGUUCCUUGUCAGACCCAGGCCAGAAUCCAAGCCAAGACCCAGUGGUGUAUCCAUCCCAGAUGCCAGAGAAAGGAUCCCAGUGCUCACCCCAGCCCCCGCCACAAAACCAGCAAUCGCUGAUCUUGCAUCUCCCGCAGCAAAUGCAGCAGCACAUUGUGACCCAAAACCAGCAGAGCAGCCAGCCGUGGGAGCAGCUGUUACCCUCAGUUCUCAGUCAGCCAACACCCUCGCUGGUGAAGCAGGCUGCUGAGGAUAGCAGCCUGCAGGGGAGGCUACCAGCAGGAACGGCCGAGCUUGGGCUGUCUCCGUUUGUACAGUCACCUCUUGGUCAUCAGCAGCAGAGUCCACAGUGGGUCAGACCUCAUGGAUCAAACCAUCUCCGUCAACCCAUAGAAAUCCCUUACCAACAUAAGCAACAUGGGCAGCAGCUGGAGAGUGACCUCCACGCAGUGCAGGGAGCACAUCAACCACUCCUGCAGCAAAGCCAGCUGUGCAGCCAACAAAAUCAGAUCCAGGUGCACACAGAGCCACAGCUGAAACAAAAACCAAUCCUAGUGGGUAACACAUGGCAGGGAUACGGCUACAGACCUGCAAAUCAGCCACGCAGGGGGCUCCCAGCACAAACCGAUAGCUAUGGUGUUGAACAGGAGCUGAGCUCCCAGUUCUGCCCAGCUCAGGUGCCAAACACAGGAGUGUCCACCAUUCAUUUUUACCUGAACGGGCUGUCCAGAAUGGAGAUAGGAGAGAGAGGAGCAUCCCAAGAAGAGAUGACUCCAUAUUCGUGUUCUGUCCCCACUUCCUCAUUUCAGGUCAUUUCUGCAAAGCAACUGACCCCUGUUCCUUCAGCGUCUCAGUACCUGUGUCCAAAUUCAGCCUUGGAUCACUUUGUGAAUAUCCAUGGACAACAGGAAGCCUCCACGCACUCUUACGGGACACACACGCCAUUAUUAUGCCAGGAUAAUACCCAUAAGCCCGAAAAUGAUUGUGUUUUGACCAGCGCUAAUGUGGGAUACCCCAGAGACUGCCUCCUGCCCAACAGAAACCCUGCUUCUUCAGACGAGCUGCAUUCCUGCACAGAGCUGCUUCCAAAUCAUUCUAAACCCUCCAGCAGUGGCUUUUAUCUCUAAGAGUGGAUGAUUAGAUUGCCCAAACCAGGAUUAUUCAGACCAUAUGGAGAAAAAGCUGUGUUUAAGUUAUGGAAAACAAGUAGCUAUUUUUUUCUGACUGUUUUUGUCUCGUCUUUUAUUGUUUUUAUCAACCUCACAUGAUAGUGAUUGUGACAGCCAGGGCUUGGCCAGGAGUGAGAAGGAACUUUACAUGGUGGAGUUUAAUUUUCACAAAGAUAUUACCGAUCUGAGCAUUGAUGUUCCACCUACAACAGUCUACUAGAGAAGCCGUGGCAGGGGGAAAACAACUUCUAAUCCUUCACAAUCCCACUGUAAUGCAUUUGUAAAAAUAGCCAGGGCUUGAGCUAUGUACACAAAGUCUCAUUUGUACGAUUAUCUCGCAAUGGCUGAGAGUUUUUUGUGUUCUUUGCUUCAUCAGUUGGGAGUUUCCAAAUGUCAGGGCCCUAUCUGUUUCUUUCAUGUUUCCCUGGUAGGGUUAUCGAUUGCAGAAAGGCAAAGACAUCCAGCUACAAAGGAAAAUUGGCUUGGAAAUAUCUUGACCCAGCCUCAUAGCUUUCUUUUAUAGCAGUCUUUUAAAUUGAAUACAGAACUAAUGUUUUGCUGUAGAAAACUACAUUUUAACAUCAACAAAGACUACCCUGUUGAAGACUACCCUGUUGAAGAUUGACAUAACAAAUCUUGCACUUUGAUGAAAGGAGUUCUCUAUUGCACUACACUAAUUUUAGUUCUACUGUUAUAUAAGAUUGUUGGGUUGGUUGGUUUUUUUUUUAAACACAUUUAACCAGUCUCUACAAUUUAGGAUGUUUUUAUUUCUGUCGUUGAGCUCAGAGGUUCAACCGUGUAGAUAUUGUUUUGGUGAAGCCGCACCACUGUACAAAAGGCAAGAUGUGGAAUUUCACUAACUGUGCACAGAUUGUAAUGAAUCUCUUCCUUCUGGGUUUGCCAAAGCUUUUCGGUUUGUGACAGUUUGCUUUAAAAAAAAAAACACAUUUCCAUAUGACAUGAUAGACCAUGAAACCAGUUGCACUCGUCAGAAAGUUACUGCCAUGAACCAGUACCUGAGCUGCUGCUUUUCCAAACAUAGCUCUGAAGUCACAUUCCACUAAGUCUGCAAACAACUGACCUAUACUCUGAUAUUACAUGGGUCCUUUCACAGCCAGACUUCAACAUUCAUAAGAGACUUUAACAUUAACUGAUUCCACAGAUUAGAGCUUUAGGUAUUGUAGUAAAUAUCACUGAGUGUCGUUUUGUUGUCUUCUGUAUGAUAUGCCCAAGUUGGUUGGUUUUGAUUCUCAGAGUACCUACCAUGUAUUCUGUCUAAAAGUGGGUCUAAACCACUAAGACUAUUCAAAGCCACAGCAUCUCAUGUGUAGGUACUUAACUAUAAAAAAUUAGGAGCAGACUGGCAUAUAAGCCAUAUGUUGUAUCUGUGCCUAAAAAGAUUGCAAAUAAGUAGAGGACUUGUCUAGUUCAGAGGAAGAGUCAGAUUACUGUACAGAGAAGUUUGCAAUACGAUAAAGAAAAUAAGUAUAAUGAUACUUAAUUUUAAAUAUGUGACAUAGUGAUAUUUUCCCACAAAAGAAAUACAACCCAUACAUAUGUAUAUAAUAUGAGCCAACAUAUAUUUUUAUGCUACUCCAGCAGAGAAAAACAUAUCUUAUCUUCCCAAGGUAGUCAAGUAACGUCCUUUGGAACAAGAAAAAUUGACUACUCAAAGGAUCAGAAAUUAUGGUCACCUGUUGUCAGAAACCUACCAUAAAAGAACAUCCUUUCUGUAUCA
Molecule: messenger RNA, 4795 nt
Organism: Gopherus evgoodei (Goodes thornscrub tortoise)
Lineage: Eukaryota; Metazoa; Chordata; Testudines; Testudinidae
Product: aryl hydrocarbon receptor-like
Exons: 11
Coding region: 55-3015 (986 amino acids)
Biological process (GO): regulation of transcription by RNA polymerase II
Cellular component (GO): nucleus; aryl hydrocarbon receptor complex
Molecular function (GO): transcription cis-regulatory region binding; protein dimerization activity; nuclear receptor activity
Source: RefSeq, a predicted model, not a curated record